UUUCCUUUUUCCCUUUCUUGCCUUCGUGUAUAUCUAUGAAUACAACCCGCAGUUUUUUCAUCACAGCCCCAAGGACGACAAAACGCCUAGUUACCCAACAGCUUAGAAGACAGCACGCAAUGGCUUACCCCAUAAACCACUCCAAUCCCACAGACCUCUUAUCCAAGCUUCCGGAAAAGUUCGACGAGGCUCGAUCCUCCGGACAGCUCUUUUACUUCCCUAGUGAAGCAAAGGAUGUAAUCUCUCAAGGACGAAGGUUCAACGUCCGUCUCUGCCCUGCCCUCCAAGACAAGGCCAAGGCCAAAGCAGAUGCUCUCGCUGCUAUUCGCGCCGAAAAGGAUGGAUCUCCAGACAAGAAAAGACCUCGCGUGACUAAUGAAGAUGAUAAAGUCGAGCUUGUGAACAAGCAAAAUGAGCUGGAACCUUUCAAGCCACCUUACGUCCCCGAAUUGUUUGUUGGAUCUUUGGAGGGAUUCGAGGGCGAGGAGGGCAUGUCCAUUUUGCUUAACAAGUACUCCCUUCUCCCGGGACACAUCCUCCUUUGCCCUUUCACUUACCAACCUCAAGACCUUCCUCCUACCCCUCCUCAACUCGCUCUUGCGUACAACAUCCUCCUCGCUGCUUCCCGUCAUCCCAUUCGGCCUAGCAAGCUGCUCGCGUUCUACAAUGGCGGCGAAGGUGCUGGAGCGAGCCAGAAAUGGAGGCAUUUGCAGUUUGUCGAAGCUCCAGGAGGAAGGGCGCCUGUGGAAGAAUGGGUACAGGAGGUGCAAUUUGACAGACUUGACAAACCUGUAAUCCUGCCGAACCUCCCUUACCUUCACAUCGUCCACCCCUUGCCUCCUUCUGCUCAAAUGCCCGUACCUCCCACUUCCGAAUCGACAGAACAACUUAUUGAUUUCCUCGCUCCUGCGUUGAUGAGACUCUUGGAUAUGGCGUUUGACGCUGCUCGCAGAGGUGGUGGGGACAAGGACGGUGGAUGGAACAUCUUGAUGACCCUUGAACACCUCCACCUUAUCCCCCGUACCCUCCCUUCCUAUCCUCUUCCUUCACCCCACCCGCCUCUUGAGCUCAACUCCCUCGGUUACGCCGGUAUGAUGCUUGUUCGCUCCCCCGAACAGGAGGCAGCGCUCAUGCAAGCUACCGAGUCCCAAGGCGGCCUUAUGGGCGUUUUGGCCAAAUGUGGUGUUCCUAGAGAAUUCGGAGAGCAAGUGUUGGAAGCGGAGGCUGCCUUCCAUGGUCAGAUAGAACAAGAGAUGCUAAGCGGUUAAUAGAAAUAAGUAAGUAGUAGAAUCGUAAAUGCGAGCAUUCAGUGCAUGGUAUAAUUCUGCAGGGUAUCGUUUUGCAAUGUUGAUUUGUAGCAAUUGAUGAUCUCAUACUUCUCCACCAACCCAAGCCCACACUAGGAAUCCAAAACCCCACGGACCCAUGGCGGCCAUCUUCCAUCCGACACUUUUCAUCGUCCUCACCAGCCUGCCCUCUUGCUGAAAAGCCUCUUUCAUCGGUGCUGACUGCAACAGUCCUUCUGAAUGAAUGAAGGGGCGGAUACCCUUAGUUCGGAGAACUUCAAGUAUUGGAUGAGGUUUGCCCCGUCUCAAAGUAUUGCUGCUAUUUGAGCUCGAAACGCUUCCUGCUCCGCCAGCUUGAGCUCGUCCUUGUGCUUUUUCGGCACGCAUCCUCUCCCUUUCGUCAAGCAUCAUGAUCCUUUGACAAGUCCUAAGCGGCCUCCCAGCCAUCUGUGCGAGAUAGCUCGCAAUAAUGCCCCCAGUGACGAUGGUUGUUGCUUGCGCGACACGGGCAAUAGUGGGCGCUUGGGGCUGAUCGGAAUCCGGGCGGUAUUUGGCAGGAGAGUUGGAGAUUGAUGGGGAUGCACUUUGCGGAUGAUCGUCUGGGAAUUCGAUAAUAAAUAUGUUUUCCCAACCAUGCUCAAUAUUACCCCCAAACAGGGCUUUUACUCGUAGAGCCACGCGGCGCGUAACAUCAAAGGCGGCAAAGAAACAGCUAUAGCUCAGUCUACCCACGAAACUAUCAGCUUCGUUUACAAAUGAGUUGAAAGGCCCUCUCACGCGUCACGAGCCACCACCCAUCGCCAUCCAGUCCACCAAUUCCUAUUCUUCCUCCAAGUUUCACUUGCAAACAAGUUUUUGAUGGCUUGCAUAGGCGUUGCCGGUUGUUUCCCUUCGAAUGCAUUGGGUACUUCGGGUACGGGCAAAUGGACAAGACGGGCGAGAAGUGUAGCCCAAGAUGUGGCAGAUUGGUGAAGGAAACUGCAAUGAAUGAGCAUGGCAGACAUGGAACGAUCAUGGUUUGCUUACCGUACAACAUUCUCUACUGGCGUAAAGGCAGCACCCUGCACGAGUCCUGCGCCCGCCCCAGCAAUCGCAGACAAAAUCGUCGGAUGAUUUGGAAUGAUUGAAGGACCCCUGAUCAAUGUUUCCAGAUUGAUAUCUUCUUCCUCGUCGACUUCCGUCCCAUCUUCCAUUUCGAUCUUUCUCUGGAAGAAUGAUAACCGAGAGAGCCCCAGAGUGAAGAGGGAAUGGGACGUGAAUAGCAGGAAGCCUAGCGUUGCGUUAACCAGCAUUGGAGGAAGGAUCGUCAGGGUCACCGCAAUUAUACCAGCUUUUUGUCUAAGAAGGGAUCUGAUGAAAGCUGGGGAUAUAGUUUGUUCAGUUGACAGAGCUAAUUGCCUUAGACCCAACCAGGUAUCCACUAUAAUUCCUUGAGUCAGCAAAGCCAAUUAAAAGCCUAUAUAUCCGGAUCAGGACACUUUCAGCAUACCUCAUCUAUUAACUUACCGGUAAAAAGCACCAAAGAUCUAGCAAAGGCCGCAGAAACCGAGGUAGACGUGGUCGACACUGGCAAGGUGUCUGUUUGGUUUCUUCUGUUCUUAUCCUUGGCAGCAGCAGAGAACUGCACUGCGUUCUUGACAGCCGACCAUUUUGCGGGUCCCUGGACGCCUUUGCUGUCUGCUAUAUGCGCGACAGACAUUAUGGCGACAUAUUCGCUUGAAGAGGUAGAUGUGUAGAUGCUAAAUGGAAAUGUACGAAUAAGUUGAAUGUCCUCGCUGC
This is a messenger RNA of Cryptococcus deneoformans JEC21, 3065 nucleotides long. RefSeq names its product expressed protein. Gene Ontology annotation, biological process: nucleotide metabolic process. Gene Ontology annotation, molecular function: ATP binding; ATP:ADP adenylyltransferase activity. The record is from RefSeq and is a predicted model, not a curated record. Bases 36 to 1268 code for a protein of 410 amino acids. Lineage: Eukaryota; Fungi; Basidiomycota; Tremellomycetes; Tremellales; Cryptococcaceae. The transcript has 7 exons.